AUGGAUGAAAAUGAAUUUGGUACAUUUCGGUCUACGUACAGAAUUACAUCGUUCCUGUUGUGUAUCACGAUGAUGUACCCCAACCGGAACACAAUUAAACAGCGCCUUUUGGGAUUCGCCCUCGAAACAUUGUUUUUCCUCCCAAUGGUAUUGAUACUGUUGUUCAACACGUUCGAUUGUCUCAUCAGGCGCGACAUCCUCAAUCUCACACAUCACUCUACCGUCGUGGGACCAUACUUCGGUGGCUUGAUAAAGAUAGUGAUAUCAAACUAUAGGGCUCUGGAAGGAGAGAUGUUGAUCGCGGAGAUCGACCGCGACUACGCCAUGUACAACACUCUUCCUGAGAAGUACCACAUCAUCGUGCGGGGUUGGAUCAGGAACUCGCAGAUCUACGCUGAAAAGUUCUGGAACCUAAUGGUCGCUGUGUCCGGCUUCACGUACCUCAGCAUGACGGUAUUCGUCAACAUCAAGAGUCAGCUGUACAACGAGAUCCCCAAACGGACGCACAUACACGACGCAUUGAUACCCUUCGCAGACCCCGACCUUAGAUUCCAGACGCCGUAUUUUGAGUUUAUGUUCGGUCAGUGCAUGAUCGGAGCUCUUCUCAUCACUAUAUACUAUCUCGGAUUUGAUUCGUUCUUCGCACUCGCUCUCAAUCACGCCUGCUUGAAAAUCGAGAUAUUCUGCGAGUUGCUGGUCGACGCUAUGGAAGUUAAGAAUAAAAAGAAGAGAUUGAAGAAGAUAGAGUUCGUCAUAAAGGAACAUUUGAGAUUGUUUACAUACAUUGAAACAGUUCAAAAUUUUUUCAACAUAUAUCUCGGCAUCGUGCUUUUUGCCACCUUGAUACAAAUUGGAACUUGUCUUUACCAUAUCACUGAAAACGAGGAACAGGAUUACCAGCGUCUGAUGAUAACCGUCGUCGCCAUCGGUGCUAUUUACCUACCCUGCUACUACUCCUCCAAAUUAAAACUUGUAGCCAAUGACUCCGCUACAAAAUUCUAUUUUGCUGGGUGGCAUAAGGUACCCUGUAUAACAACGAGAAAGAUUGUUCUGUUUAUGAUAGCCCGAGCUCAGAUAUCUGUGUUGAUAAUGGGUUUCAAUUUUAUUAUAUUUGACAUGCAGCUGUUUCUUUCCAUAUUACAAUCUGCCUAUUCCAUUUACACUCUACUAUGUUCAUAAAUGAGUUAGAGCUGUAUAUAUAAUACGAUAAGCACCAGAAGUAAUAUGUACGUAACAUAAUAUUACCUACUUUAUGACUUACUUACGUGGUCGUAGCACGAAUACAAGUAGUAUGACAAAUAAAAAUCUCAUCUAAUUAA
Aricia agestis (brown argus) is the source of this 1319-nucleotide messenger RNA. RefSeq lists its product as uncharacterized. Bases 1 to 1179 code for a protein of 392 amino acids. Gene Ontology annotation, biological process: detection of chemical stimulus involved in sensory perception of smell; sensory perception of smell. The transcript is spliced from 9 exons. Gene Ontology annotation, molecular function: odorant binding; olfactory receptor activity. Gene Ontology annotation, cellular component: plasma membrane. Lineage: Eukaryota; Metazoa; Arthropoda; Insecta; Lepidoptera; Lycaenidae. The record is from RefSeq and is a predicted model, not a curated record.